Molecule: messenger RNA, 951 nt
Organism: Cavia porcellus (domestic guinea pig)
Lineage: Eukaryota; Metazoa; Chordata; Mammalia; Rodentia; Caviidae
Product: olfactory receptor 1165-like
Exons: 1
Coding region: 1-951 (316 amino acids)
Biological process (GO): sensory perception of smell; G protein-coupled receptor signaling pathway
Cellular component (GO): membrane
Molecular function (GO): odorant binding; G protein-coupled receptor activity; olfactory receptor activity
Source: RefSeq, a predicted model, not a curated record
AUGGCACAUGAAUGGGGAAAUCACAGCUCUGUGCCUUCAUUCAUCUUGGUGGGAUUCUCAGAAUACCCACCCCUCCAAGCACCCCUCUUCUUGGUGUUCCUGACCAUCUACAUUGUGGCUCUCCUGGGGAACUUGGGCAUAAUUCUGGUCAGAAAGAUCAACCCCAAGCUUCAAACACCCAUGUAUUUUUUCCUAAGCCAUCUUUCCUUUAUAGAUAUUUGCUAUUCCAGUACAAGUACCCCCAAACUGUUAGAAAUCUUGGUUAUGGAAAACAAAAUCAUCUCCUUCAGAGGGUGCAUGACACAGUUUUUCUUUGGCUGUGCGUGUGUGAUUACAGAGAUGUUUAUGCUGGCAGUGAUGGCCUAUGAUCGGUUCGUGGCUGUCUGUAACCCCCUGCUCUACACAGUUGCUAUGUCCCCUAAGCUCUGUGCUCUCCUUGUGGCAGGAACAUAUACGUGGGGUGGACUGUCUUCCUCAAUAAUCACAUAUUCUCUUGUGCAGCUGUCCUACUGUGAAUCUAAUAUCAUAAAUCACUUUGGUUGUGAGUACUCUGCUGUCCUCUCAGUGUCCUGUUCAGACUCCUCCUUCAGCCAGAUGGUAUGUUUUGCCAUUUCCACCUUCAAUGAGGCUUGCAGCCUCCUGAUCAUCCUUGCCUCUUAUGCCUUCAUAGUCAUCACUGUUAUCAAGAUGCCCUCCAAGGAUGGACUCCAGAAAGCCCUCUCUACUUGCACCUCCCACUUGACUGUCAUCAGCAUCUUCCAUGGCAUCAUCCUCCUUCUAUACUGUGUGCCCAGCUCCAAGAGUUCCUCCCUACUGGUCAAAGUGGCUACUGUAUUUUAUACAGUCCUGGUCCCCAUGCUGAAUCCACUCAUCUACAGCCUUAGGAACAAGGAUGUGAAGGAGACCAUCAGGAAAUUAAUCGGCUCCAAACUGAGUUCUCAGUCCACAUAA